AUGCUGCCGGAAACCUCUUCUUCCUCUGCUUUCUCCUCCCCUUCUCCGCCGGCGAGACCUCUCACCGCCGGGAAAUCCAUGGAAGACCUCUGGCAGGGUAUCAAUCUGGGUUUCCUCCGGCCGCCAUGUUCAGCCGAUUCCGCCGCCAUCCACUUCGGAAUCCUUCCGGCCGCCGGCGACCGGUACCAGCCGCAGCCAGAGCCCAUUUGUCCAAAUCCUCUGCCUUCCCCUGUUCUUCCCAGCUUCGGCACUAGUUUGAACCCUCCUCUUGUUUUCCCUUCCCACGGGAAGAGAUCGAGAGCCGUCGGCGGCGGAGGAAAAGGCGGGGAGCAGUGGCAGAAGCGGAGGAUGAAGAACAGGGAAUCUGCUGAUCGGUCCAGAGCUAGAAAACAGGAAACUUCCUCUGUUUCUCUUAGGACUUCACAUGAAUUCCAUUCCUUUGCUUACACUCAGGAACUGGAGAAUGAAGUCGGUCGCUUGAAGAUGGAGAAUGCCAAGCUCAGAUCCACACUGAAGGAAGAAGAGGUGAUUAAUUUGCUUAAUUGA
Linum tenue is the source of this 546-nucleotide messenger RNA. The record is from the annotation of a GenBank genome assembly. Lineage: Eukaryota; Viridiplantae; Streptophyta; Magnoliopsida; Malpighiales; Linaceae.